This is a messenger RNA of Pseudogymnoascus verrucosus, 1254 nucleotides long. RefSeq lists its product as uncharacterized. The record is from RefSeq and is a predicted model, not a curated record. Lineage: Eukaryota; Fungi; Ascomycota; Leotiomycetes; Thelebolales; Thelebolaceae. The coding region runs from base 177 to 1076 and encodes 299 amino acids. Gene Ontology annotation, molecular function: S-adenosylmethionine-dependent methyltransferase activity. The transcript is spliced from 2 exons.
CUACCAGCUGUAUCAUAGUUACUCUAACAUAUACUAUCAAAUUAAGAGUUUGAAUUGCGCCGCUGUUUAUUUUGUACUCAGCGAACUUGCUUUUGGGAAUUACUUCCGACCGCGCUUAUCGACGAACCAGCUGUCCUUCCAAGCCAUAGCCGACGUUACACAGGAAACAGCCAACAAUGGCUACAUUCGCUAAAUCCUCCUUCUCGGCCUCCUCCUAUGCCUCCUUCCGCCCAACCUACUCCCAGACCUUCUACAACACCCUCCUCCGCUACCACCAUGGCCCAACCGCCUCCCUCCUCGAGCUCGGCACCGGCCACGGCCUGAUCGCGCGCCGCCUCUCCCCAACAUUCAAGCACAUCGUCGCCACCGACCCCUCCCCAUCCAUGAUCGCGCAGGCGCGCUCCUCCAUCGUCGACCGCCCAGAGUUCAGCAACAUCGAUUUCCGGCAGGCGUCUGCGGAGAGCCUCGACGAUAUACCGAGUGGGAGUGUCGAUGCUGUGAUAGCAGGACAGGCGGCGCAUUGGUUUGACUUUGCGAAGGUGUGGCCGGAGCUGAGUCGCGUGGUGCGGAAGGAGGGGACGGUGGCGUUCUGGGGGUACAAGGAUAAUAUCUUUGUGGAGCAUCCGAGGGCGACGGCGAUUCUGGAUAGGUACUGCUAUGCGAUGGAGGAGGGGAUGAUGGGGCCGCAUUGGGAGCAGCCGGGGAGGAAUAAGUUGAGGGAUUUGUAUAGGGAGAUUGUGCCGCCGGCUGAGGGGUGGGAGGCGGUGGAGAGGAGGGAGUAUGAGCCUGCUACUACGGGGAAACAGAAGGGGAAGGGGGAGGUGGUGAUGGCGAAGAGGAUGACGCUGAGGGAUGUGGAAGGGUAUACGAGGACGUUUAGUGCGUUUAUCAAUUGGGCGGAUGCAAAUCCGGAUAGGAAGGCGAGGAAGGAUGGUGGGAAGGGAGAUGUGGUCGAUGACCUGUUUGAUGCCAUGGUCGCGGCGGAGCCGAAGUGGAAGGAAGCCGGCGAGAACUGGAGGGAUGUCGAGGUUGAGAUGGAGUGGGGGAGUAUAAUGCUGAUGGCGAGGAAGAAGUGAGACUGGGGAUGAGACCGAGGGGUAGGUCGAGUGGGGAGGAAGAGGAGGAUGUAUAAAUAGAGAUAUCGACGACAACUCUCCAAUCUUGCCGGUAUAUAUUAGAUAUAGAAGAAUAUAGUAGACCUAUAGUAUUCAAUUACAAUACAAAUAGUUAAGGUCAAUAAUAGUUACUGUAGAC